This is a messenger RNA of Trichoplusia ni (cabbage looper), 2546 nucleotides long. RefSeq lists its product as uncharacterized. The transcript has a single exon. The record is from RefSeq and is a predicted model, not a curated record. Lineage: Eukaryota; Metazoa; Arthropoda; Insecta; Lepidoptera; Noctuidae. Bases 427 to 1221 code for a protein of 264 amino acids. Gene Ontology annotation, molecular function: nucleic acid binding; zinc ion binding.
UAUUAAUUACGGAUUAUGUAGAGGAAACAUAUUUGAUUAUUAUAUUAAUAACAAUUUGUUCUAAGUUUUGAUUACCUUCUUACUUUAGUAAUAACAGUUAAAAUUAAUUAGUUCAAUAUUUUAUCAUUUGAGUAAUGACAAUCACAUCAAAUAGGUAUUUAUCGAUAUUAGGCGUGCACGAAUCAUGUUGGAAGGGUUCACGUAAAAGCCACGCAAUUUGUAAAUUACAAAUGGCUAUGCAGAUUAAUUAAGAACCUACCUUAUGGACAUGUACUCGUUAAGUAUCAUCAAUAAGAUGUAAAUACGUCCACGCAUUAAGAAGUCGUAAAAGUAUAAUAGGGCUACGCAAUUACUAUAUUGUUACUGAUUUUCAGUUAAGAGCCACGCAAAUAUAGAAGACAAAAUUCUAUUGCAGGACGCCCCAAAAUGGCUCAGGCAACCUCCACACUGCCCAACUUAGAACAAUUUAAUUGCGAUGGUGAUCCGACAUCGGUUGGUUCACGUUGGGAGAAAUGGAAGAGGGCACUUGAAAUCUACUUACUGGCUGCUAGUAUCGACACGCCUGCAAAGAAAAGAGCUACUCUCCUCCAUCUUGGGGGGAUAGCCCUCCAAGAUGUUUAUUAUAACCUACCAGGAGCUCAUGCUGAAGAAGGGGAAGGUAUCGAUGUCUAUGCUAUAGCGUUAGAUAAAUUUGACAGUUAUUUCGCACCGAAGCAAAGUCGGAUAUACGAGAGGUAUCUUUUCCGACUUAUGAAACAGGAGGAAGGAGAACAAUUUGAAAAAUUCUUAUUAAGGUUGAGGAAUCAAGCUGAAAAAUGUAAAUUCCAGAAUAAAGAAGAACACAUUAUAGACCAAAUUACACAAAAAUGUCUCUUAAUCGAUUUAAGAAAGAAAAUUUUAGAAUAUGGUGAUGCAAUCACCUUAGACGAAAUCAUUAGUAAAGCAAAUGCAUUAGAAGUUGUAACUAGACAAUUAGACCAAUUUAAAAGUUUUAAUACAAUUAAUGAGAACAAAUACAACAAGGCUGAAAUAAAUACAAUCUACAACAAGAAAAAAUACGACAAAUCAAUUCGAAAACAAGAAUCAAACACAAAAUGUAGCAGAUGUGGAAGCUCCACUCACUUAUCUGAAGAUAGUAAAUGCCCUGCAAGAGACAAACGGUGUUCGAAGUGUGGCUACAUUGGUCAUUUCAGGGAACAUUGUAGGACUAGACAGAAAUGAUAUCUUCCAAACAAUAGGAGAGAGACUGUACAUAAAAAACCAAGACAAGAAACAAAAAAGGAAACCAACAAAUCAGAAAUCGACUAUAUUUUCCACCUAGAUGAAGAUGAAACUAUAAAGUGCAAUAUUGGGGGAGUUAUUGUGAAUAUGUUGAUAGAUUCAGGAAGUAGAUGCAACGUUAUAACUGAUAGAACUUGGCAACUUCUAAAAGACAAUAGUGUAAAAGUUUCCAACCAAAUACGCAAACCUAAUAAAACACUCAUCUCCUAUGAUAGUAAGGAACCUUUAAAUAUUAUGGGUUCUUUUGAGGCAAAUAUUUCAGUCGGGAACAAUAGGGGCAUAAAAUGUACUGUUUAUGUAAUUAAAAACGGUACACGUGAUCUACUAGGCAAAGAAACUGCGAUUUUAUUAGGCGUGCUUAAAAUUGGACUCCAAAUUAACGCACUAAGCAAUCAGACACCAUUGAAGAAAGAGUUUCCAAAAUUUAAGGGUGUGAUUGUUCAGAUUCCAAUAGACCAAGCAGUUAAACCAGUCAUCCAACCGUAUCGGAGAAUUCCCAUUCCUCUAGAAGAAAAGGUUGCCAGGAAACUAAAGGAACUAAAGGAUGCGGAUAUCAUCGAGGAAGUAAAUGGACCCUCACCGUGGGUAUCGCCAAUGGUGCCUGUUCUUAAAGAAGGACAAGAGGAGGUACGUAUCUGCUUGGAUAUGAGGAGAGCUAACGAAGCUAUUAUAAGAGAAAACCAUCCUCUUCCAACAAUGAAUGAAUUGCUACCCAAUUUCUGUCAAGCUAAAUACUUUUCCAAACUUGACAUAAAAAAUGCCUUCCAUCAACUUGAGAUUCAUGAAAAUUGUAGAUACAUUACUACCUUUAGCACGAGUAAAGGACUGUAUAGAUAUAAAAGGUUAAUGUUUGGAAUAUCUUGUGCACCGGAGAUGUUCCAAAAAAAUUCUAGAAAAGAUGUUGCUGGGUUGCGAUGGUACAUUUAACUUUAUUGAUGAUAUUAUCGUACAUGGUGCCACAGAAAAGGAGCACGACGAAAGGUUGAGUAAGGUGUUGCGAGUCUUAAAGGAAAAUGACGUCCUACUAAAUGAAAACAAAUGUAUUUAUAAAACACAAAAAAUUGAGUUUCUCGGUCACGAACUUUCGGCUAGUGGAAUAAGGCCGCUUGAAAAAUAUUUAACAGUAAUUAAAACCAGUAGAACACCUAACACUACUGAAGAAAUCCAAAGUUUUCUGGGUUUAGUUAAUUUUGUUAGUAAAUGGAUUCCCAAUUUAGCUACCCUUACUGAACCUUUGCGGGAACUGUUACGGUUAGGCCUGGGAA